ACUCGGGGACGCGCACGGGGUGGGAGGAGCCCCGAGUCCCGGCAGCGAAGACAUUGUUACUGCGUGCAGCGCUCCUGAAGAUAGGGUAAAGACAGAGAGAGACGCGGAAGUGAGUGGGACCUGUUGACUGAUGCUGCCAAGCUUGGGUGUGUGAGAGAAGACAGGAUGAAGAAGAAACAUUCAAAGAUGUCUGACGAAGAUGCCUCUCUUUGCUGCUGUGAGUACAUUAAUCACCAUGGAGAAAAAACUCAUAUACUGGCCAGUUGCUGUGACUGUGCGGAUCUGGAUGAGGCCUGUGACAGGUUUUUGAAAGGAAAAUCUAUCAGCCCACAGACCAUGGAACGAGUAACCGACACGAUUUCUGACCGUUUGCGGAUUCCGUGGCUGUUAGGUACUGGUGCCAAGAAGAUCGAUAUAACAAUACUUCCACCUCUUAUUUUCCUUCCAAUCUUCCUUCAUAUUGCAGCUCUUCACGUUGUCUUAGCGUUCAUCAUUUUGACGUCCUUACCAAUACUAGUGCUUUGGUACUAUUACAUCACUCACCAGAACAAAGGACGUACUUUAUUUUUUCUUAGUCUUGGCCUCUUUUCUCUGGGCUACGUGUAUUAUUUAUUCCUGACUGAAGUAAUGUCUAAAGGAAACGUUAGCUUUGUACACUUAAUUGUGCUCACCAGUGGUUUGGUGUUAACGCUGGUAUGUUUGGCACAAGUCAAGAAAGAUCCAGGCUACCUCCGAACUGACAACAGAACCACUCAAAUUAAAGAUGCUGAGACAAAUUACACUUCAUACAGUUUGAAUGGUACACACCAAAUUCAGCAGAAGGAUUGGGAUAUUCCUACAAAAUUGCAUCCAUCUGGCCAUAAUGGCAAGCUGCAGUUCGGACACCAUGAAUUGAACAAGAACUGGUGUGCGGUAUGCAAGAUUAUAAGACCACCUCGUUCAGGACAUUGUCGAAUCUGUGCAUCCUGUGUACAAAGGCUGGACCAUCAUUGUGUUUGGAUUAACAGCUGUGUAGGUGAAUCCAAUCACCGUGCAUUUAUUCUGACCCUCUUUGUUUUCCUCUUCACCUCGAUAUAUGGAAUCAGUUUGACUUUGGACACUAUAUGCAGAGGGCGAAGCCUUUUCACAGCUUUAUUCUAUUGUCCUGGAGUUUACCGUGAGUACAGUACGGCAUUGUCAUUCACCUGUGUCUGGUACUGCACGAUAGUCACUGCAGGGAUGAGCUACCUCUUCCUCAUCCAGCUCAUCAAUAUCAGCUACAACAUCACGGAAAGAGAAAUACGCUUUGCUUUGAGAGACAAAACUGGACAAAAGUACCUCUGUGGACUAAUCAUAAAAACAGAUGAGUACAAUCGAGGGCUCAUUAAUAACUGGAAAGAAUUCCUCAAACUUCAACCUAAUCCUGCGAAGAUAGCCAUUGAAGAUUUGGUGUAACGCUUCUGGUUUGAUUUUAUUCAAGGGCUUAUCUUUGUAUUUGACUUGCGUCUGCGAUCACAAUGUGUCAAACUAAUUAUCUUCAACCCAAAACUAGUACUGGUUUUUAGAAUAGUUAAAUAUCAAAUGAAUAGACAAUCAAUCUCAAGCUAGAAAACAUGUAAAUUUUCUAUGAUGCCUUUUAAUGAGGAUUAGUUUUCAUGAGUGUGAUAUAUUUUGUCUUGAAAUUGUCAUUUUACAAACAUAAGAUCACAGUAUUAGGCAAUUUGACAUGCAUUUUAUUGGUUAUGUAGCUAGCUAAGUUCUCUGAAGUAUUUAAAUGAUGGGAAAGUCUGGCAGGAAUGUUUUCAGGUAGCAAAACGCCAGUAGCCAGGCGAAUGAAAAUGGUACAUGAGAUAGAGAGAAACAAUGAGCAGUGAAUGCAAGGGAUAUAUAAAGAAUCGAGAUGAAAAGUAAGGCUGAUUACAUGAAUAAAGAUCUUGAUAAAAAUUAACCGGCAUGUAUUGGGUGGAUGGAUUGUAGCGAUUGGUGGGUAGAGAACUGAAAUGUCCUUAACAGGUAUGUGAAACACAAUGUUCAAAUAGUGGGUACGUUAUUAUUUUAAGAAAGUUAGUCUCAGGAGAGAAAACCAAAUAAAAUUGGAGGUGAAGUUAUAAUUCAGGAGUUAAACACUUAGAUUCAUAGUUAAAAAUCACACAACGCCAGUUUAUAGUCCAACAGGUUUAUUUGGAAGCACUAGCUUUCGGAGCGCU
Chiloscyllium plagiosum (whitespotted bambooshark) is the source of this 2186-nucleotide messenger RNA. It is a transcript of the gene zdhhc23b, whose product is annotated as zDHHC palmitoyltransferase 23b. The record is from RefSeq and is a predicted model, not a curated record. Gene Ontology annotation, cellular component: Golgi apparatus; endoplasmic reticulum. Lineage: Eukaryota; Metazoa; Chordata; Chondrichthyes; Orectolobiformes; Hemiscylliidae. Gene Ontology annotation, molecular function: protein-cysteine S-palmitoyltransferase activity. Gene Ontology annotation, biological process: peptidyl-L-cysteine S-palmitoylation; protein targeting to membrane.